UCAGCAAGCAGCCUCCUCCAGCCGAACGACGCCACUCCAGCAACAUGACGGGAUCAGCGAGGUGGGCGCUGGUGGCGCUGGCGGUAUCUGCGUGUCUGGCAGCUGCGACAGCUGCCCCUGGAUCAUCCCGGCAGCUGCUGCAGCUGCAGCUGCAGGAAGACGCAGCGCUGCAGGUGCAGCCCGAGCUGUCUCCUGAGGCGGCCGCAGCUGCGGAGAGCGACGACACUCCGCUGGACCGCGAGAAGCGCAAGAUCCUCGAGCUGAAGCUGGGAGCCGGCUUCGGCGUCAAGCACUUCCUGAUCGACCUCAUCUUCGGGAAGAUAAACCAGGCGCUUGAUCUUGGGACACGCAAGGUGGCGCAGCUGGACCGCCUGAACGUGGCCAAGAACCGCGCCUUCGGCAUCGGCGUGCCCUGCGGCCCCUGCUCGGACGGCAGGGGCACCGCUGCUCCGCCGCGCUCCACCACGCCCGACGAGGUUCCCGAGUUUCCCCGCACCCGCGUCAGCCUCAUGAUUCCAGACGAGCUGUUCGGCGGCAGCUUCAGUCUCAUCACCAACAUCUCAAAGAUUGCCGGCAGCCUCAUCACGAACGCAGCAGAGAGGAAGCAGCAGCUUGUGGAAGCCGCCAAGCCAUUCGUUGCUGCCAAACUGCGGCUGGACAUCAACGCCCCAGUGAGCACGACAGAACCCAUCGAGCUUCUGGUGCCACGUGUUGGUCCACCUCUCGGCGGAGAGUCAUCAAACGGGGCCGCAAACAACUCCUCUUCCUCCUCAACCUCCUCCUCGUCCUCCUCCUCUUCCUCACCGUCUUCUUCUUCCAUGGAAGACGAAUCCGCAAACAGAAUAGAGCGAUCUGGGUAGACCUUCUUCUCAUCAUCGGCGUUUCCGUUCCUUUUGUUCCUGCUCUCCUUAAAUCUGCAGCCGUCUUCAGAAAUCUGAAAUAUUUUCUUUACGUUUUAGAUAGCAGUCAUGGAAAACUACUGUUUAUUAAUUUCAGGGUGCAAGUCAUACUGAAAUAAAUGCAAGUUUUUCCCAGAUAUAUAUAUGGGGGAGAGAGAGAGAGGAUACACCAUACGUCAGACUACCACUUCAGAAAACUUAACAGUUCAUUCACCUAUAAUAUACGUAAAGAUUUUACUCACUUUUUGUUAAUUUUCACACAAAUCCCAUCAAAAUAGCAGUUAUUUCAGUUUCUUAUCACAACAUAAUGGGUGCUAAAUGGAAGUUCCUACACAAAAAUCUGUAAAUGUUGGAUUUGAAAUGUCCCAGUUAGUAUCACUGUUAGAGGUGGUUGGAGAGAAACUUCUGACUGUCCUUUCGGAAAAGUCAUCCAUGUCAUGAUCGGAAGGUAUGUGAAGAAACUUUUGUGAUACUAACUUGCCAGUCAACUAAGAAUCAGAUUCGAUUUUUUGAGCAAUCAGAGCAAGUAUUUUACUUUAGUCUGGGUGUGGUGACAGAUAAUACUAAGCGAACUUAAGAUAUUACGAUAAAUGAUAUAUUUAUGUAUGUAUAUGUUAUAGUCUCAAAUGUAUUAUGAAUUUUGCAAAAAAAGUUAUUGUUAAGUAAAAUAUAGUCCGUUAUUUUUUACCACAUUUA
Schistocerca americana (American grasshopper) is the source of this 1595-nucleotide messenger RNA. RefSeq lists its product as uncharacterized. The record is from RefSeq and is a predicted model, not a curated record. NCBI's taxonomy places the organism in Eukaryota, Metazoa, Arthropoda, Insecta, Orthoptera, Acrididae. The transcript is spliced from 6 exons. Bases 45 to 860 code for a protein of 271 amino acids.